UGAUACCUCUGCUGUCUUCCACGUACUGUUACUCUGAUACCGCUGCUGUCUUCCACGUACUGUUACUCUGAUACCUCUGCUGUCUUCCACGUACUGUUACUAUGAUACCGCUGCUGUCUUCCACGUACUGUUACUCUGAUACCGCUGCUGUCUUCCACGUACUGUUACUCUGACUCUUCAGAAACCAAGCCAGGAAACCCAGCACGAGGGGCUGAGACGUCACUCCAACUUGUCUCUGAUUGGUGGAGAUGGAGACGUUACAACUGUUCUCCCCCAAGCAUUGAACACAAAACAAACACAAAGAAGUUGUGUAAUCUACCUGUGUGUGUGUAUUUGUAUGCGUGUGUGAGACACCGUGCCUGUAGGUGAGCGCGCGCAGACCCAGGAGGUCUGUAGUGAAUGAAAGAGGCGGGGGCGCGCGUGGACAGGCUUUAUGAGAUGCGGCAGAUAGCGAGGUGACAGAGCGGAGAGACACCGGGAGUAAGAGUCCGAGGAAAAGAGAGUUUGUAUCGGUGUGUUCGACAGACGAACAGGCAGCUGCGAUGCUGUCGGACCGCUGACUCCAUUAUCACCACCCUCGGUUUGUUUAACGGCGGUGAGACUUGGACCGGAGCGGUGACAGGGACCACGGAGCAGUAACCGCACAGCGAAACACCGACGCCGGGAAGAAGAGUGGGGACCAUGGGCUCCGCUUCGUCCUCCUACCGGGUCAUCUACCUGGACGUGGACGGCCGGAUCCAGAAGGUGGUGUUCAGUAGAUUAUGCAGCCCGUGUGACAUUAAGGAUCUGCUCUGUACAGCCCUGGGUGUGCCAAGGAGCACUAAUCUGUCCCUGCUGGAUUCUUCUGGAGCCAUGGUGUCCAUCGACCCCACCAUGCCACACAACACAGAGAGGUCACCGUAUCGAGUGGUGCCUAUGACUGGAGGACAGCUAGCUGAUAAAGAGGAACUCUUUCAGAAUGUACUGACACAAGUAGCAGAGCAGUUUUCAAGGGCGUUCAAGAUCAACGAGCUGAAGACAGAGGUCACAAACCGUCUCGCCAUGUUGGAGAAGAGAGUAGAGCUGGAGGGGAUGAAGGUGGUGGAGAUCGACAAAUGUCGCAAAGACAUCAAGAAGCUCCGUGAGGAGAUGGCAUCCAGAAACAACAGUAACUUCCUCGAAGACAAUAAGAAGCUUACCCCUCGCAGAGACAUGCCCUCUUACCCAAAGUACAUGCUGUCAGAACAGACCAUAGAUGCCCUCAAAAAACCCGCCUUCGACGUCUGGCUAUGGGAGGCCAACGAGAUGCUGAGCUGUCUGGAACAUAUGUAUCAUGACCUGGGCUUGGUCAAAGAGUUUAACAUCAACCCCAUCACACUCAAGAGAUGGCUGCUUUGUAUUCAUGACAACUACAAGAAUAACCCCUUCCAUAACUUCCGCCACUGUUUCUGCGUCACCCAGAUGAUGUACAGCAUGAUCUGCCUCUGCAGCCUGCAGGAGAAGUUCACUCAGGUCGACCUAUUGAUUCUCAUGACAGCUGCUGUGUGUCAUGAUCUCGAUCACCCCGGAUUCAACAACACGUACCAGAUCAACGCCAAAACAGAUCUGGCAGUUCGCUACAACGACAUCUCCCCUCUGGAGAACCACCACUGUGCUGUGGCCUUCCAGAUCUUCUCACAGCCCGACUGCAACAUCUUCUCCACCUUUGACCCUGAGGCCUUCAAACAGAUACGACAGGUGGGCCUGUGUGUGUGUGACAUGAUGAUAGUUUGCAAUAUAACACUGUCUCUGCCAGCCUCUAUUGAUGGUGACCUUUGCCCUCUGACCCUGUGCUCCGUGCAGCUGAAGAUGGUGCUCAUCAAGUGCUGCGACAUCUCCAACGAGGUGCGGCCCAUGGAGGUGGCUGAGCCCUGGGUCGACUGCCUGCUGGAGGAGUACUUCAUGCAGAGCGACAGGGAGAAGACUGAAGGGCUCCCCGUGGCUCCGUUCAUGGACAGAGAAAAGGUUACCAAGCCGACAGCUCAGAUUGGCUUCAUCAAGUUCGUCCUCAUCCCCAUGUUUGAGACGGUGAUGAAGCUGUUCCCACAGAUUGAGGAGGCGAUGGUGCAGCCACUCAGAGAGUCAAGAGACCGAUACGAAGAACUCAAACAGAUUGAUGACGCCAUGAAUGAGGUGCAGAAGAAUAAAAGUGAGAACUUGCCCAUGAAGAAGAAGUAAGAGGUUUUGAAAGGUAGGAGAGAACAGAAGCUGCUGAAGUGUUCUGUCAGCGUACGGCCUGGUUCCUAACUGUGUCUGUUUCAGCAGCAGUGAGCGUAGAGCACGAGAGUGAAGCACUGAGACGUCCAGUAAACUGGAGUUGUUAGCCUCAUCGGUCCUUUCCAUCACUCGCUUCUUCUUGUUGAAGAGCAGAGGACCAUCAGGAUGUGUGAUCUGGGAAAGUCCGCUGGAUGUCCAGUCAGUCACAGGAAUGUGAUGAAGCAGCUGUGAGACAGCGUUACAAACUACUGAUGGACUCAAGGACCAGACGGACGAUCCAAAGACUUUUUCAGCAAAUGUCAACUUUGACUACUUCAGUGAACAAUAUUUAGAUACAUAUCUUGCAAUGUUUUUUAUUUAAAUGUGUUGUUUUUUACAGAUUGUACAGAUUUUUAGUGACCUUUGUUCUUUGGUACAAAAAAUAAAAGGAUUACUCUCAUUACA
Messenger RNA from Anarrhichthys ocellatus (wolf-eel), 2679 nucleotides. RefSeq names its product phosphodiesterase 9aa (gene pde9aa). The transcript has 18 exons. Gene Ontology annotation, biological process: signal transduction. The record is from RefSeq and is a predicted model, not a curated record. NCBI's taxonomy places the organism in Eukaryota, Metazoa, Chordata, Actinopteri, Perciformes, Anarhichadidae. Bases 682 to 2196 code for a protein of 504 amino acids. Gene Ontology annotation, molecular function: 3',5'-cyclic-nucleotide phosphodiesterase activity.